Messenger RNA from Cladocopium goreaui, 2733 nucleotides. The record is from the annotation of a GenBank genome assembly. Lineage: Eukaryota; Dinophyceae; Suessiales; Symbiodiniaceae.
GGAAAAUCCUUUGCUGUGCUUUUUUUCCCCAUCCCUCUUUCCAUCGAUUGCCAGUGGUUCAUCAUGGCGUUGAAGAUCUUUGAGAUCGAUCCGACACUCCGUGGCUGUGAAGGUCAAAUUUGGGAUCGUGUCAAUGGCUACAGGUGGUGGAAGAACGAGUUGCAAGAGAAGGAGGGCGGCAUGGACCAGUUUGCCGAAGGUUACAAGAUUUUCGGCUUCAACCGCGUCGAAGGUGGAUACGUGUACCGUGAAUGGCUUCCCAACGCGAAGCAGGUCUUUUUGAUCGGUGAGUUCAACGGCUGGCAGAACAGCACGCCGCUCCAAAACGAAGGCUUUGGGCGUUGGAAGGUGGACCUCCCCGACAAGGCAGAUGGUACUCCCAUGAUCUCCCACGCCACCCAGGUGAAGGUGCGUAUUGAAUCCAACGAUGGUGGCUGGCACGAUCGAGUGCCUGCCUGGAGCAAGUUGUCUUGGCAGGAUCACACCACCAAUCUCUUCAAUGGCGUAUUCUGGGAGCCCCCAGAGGAGAAACGCUAUGUUUUCCAACACGCACGACCGGAGAAGCCCGAGAAUCUGAAGAUCUACGAAGCCCACGUAGGUAUGGGCAGUGUGGAGCCAAAGGUCGCCACUUACGUGGAGUUCGCAGAUAACGUGCUGCCACGCAUCAAGCGCAUGGGCUACAACUGUGUGCAACUGAUGGCGGUGGCCGAACACGCGCACUACGGCUGCUUCGGAUACCAUGUGACCUCCUUCUUCGCACCGGCCAGCCGCUCCGGAACGCCGGAGGAGCUGAAAUACCUGGUGGACACAGCGCAUGGCCUCGGUAUCCAUGUCUUGAUGGAUUUGGUGCACGCCCACGCUUCCUCCAAUACCUUGGACGGCAUCGCACAGAUGGAUGGCACCGAUCAUUGCUAUACUCAUGGAGGACCCAAGGGCCACCACAGCGAAUGGGACUCGAAGAUCUUCAACUACUUGAAGUAUGAGGUUCUGCGUUUCCUCCUCUCCAACGUCAAAUGGUGGCUGACCGAGUAUCAAUUCGACGGCUUCCGCUUUGACGGAAUCACCUCGAUGCUCUACCACUCUCACGGCAUCGGUAAGGGCUACACGGGCGGUUACCACGAAUACUUUGGGCCCGAUGCUGACAUUGACAGCCACAUCUACCUCAUGUUGUCUAACGAUUUGAUCCACAGCAUUGUUCCCAGCGCAGUGACAGUGGCUGAGGAUGUGAGUGGCAUGCCAACGAUCGGCCUACCAGUGGAGUGGGGAGGCUUCGGCUUCGAUUAUCGUUUGGCCAUGGCGAUCCCAGACAUGUUCAUCAAGCUGUUGAAGGAAGUAGGCGAUGAUAAUUGGGACAUGGGCCACAUCUGCUAUACGCUCACCAACCGAAGGCACUUGGAGAAGGUUGUGGCAUACGCCGAGUCCCAUGAUCAAGCCAUUGUGGGUGACAAGACAUUGGCCUUCUGGCUGAUGGAUGCGGCGAUGUAUACCGACAUGAGCAUUUUCCAAUCGCCUCACCACAGCAUGGCCGUGGAUCGUGGCCUGGCGCUGCAUAAGAUGAUCCGGCUGCUGGUGCUGGGACUGGGAGGCGAAGGCUACCUGAACUUCAUGGGCAACGAAUUCGGACAUCCCGAGUGGGUGGAUUUCCCACGUCCCGAGAAUGGCUGGAGCCAUCACCACUGCAGGCGUCGAUUCGAUCUGCCAGAAGAUGACUUGCUGCGGUACAAAUUUUUCCAGAACUUCGAUGAAUUGAUGAAUGCCUUGGAGAAUCGUUUCAAGUGGUUAAGCUCCUGGCAUCAGUAUGUGACCUUGAAGCACAGCGCAGACAAGGUCAUCGUCUUCGAACGUGGGGAUCUUCUCUUCGUCUUCAACUUCCACCCCUGCAACAGCUACGAUGGCUAUCAGCUGGGCUGCUGCUGGAACGAGCCCAUGCGCACCAUUUUGGACACCGAUGAGGGACGUUUCGGUGGUCAUCAGCGUUUGGAGUAUGGCCACGGAAAUCCCUUCCCUCCGAUGCAUGGAGCUCACAGUCGCAACCACUCGGUGAAGAUGUAUCUGCCCUCGCGAACGGCGCAAGUCCUGGUGCGUGACAGUCUUUUGCAAGGUGGUGUCAAGAUCUUCAUGGAUGCCACCUUUCUGGUCUCCUACAGCCUUCCUUCUUGUGAAGGCAUGAAGCUGUCUCUUCAGAUCUGGAAGGACGGCAAGCAGGAGAUGUUGGACUUCGACUUCGAUGAGUCGGGCAAAGUGGAUCUGGGCUUGAAUUUCGAUGCCACCUUCAAAAUCUUGGACGCCACCGGACAGGAGGUGCCCUGCAAAGCUUCCAAAGACGGAUUCUACCGCGUCUUCUUUCCUGGUGAAUAUGCCAUUUGCAGCCUGGGCUAUCUGCGCAACGGCCCCGGCAGCCUCGAGGGCCUGGAAGCCUUCGAGGACGCCGACGAGGCCGUUGCCGAGACGGCCGAGCAGUCGCCCAGCGGCGACGCUUCCGCGGCGAAGGCGGAGGAGCCGAAGGCGGCAGGAACGGCCAACACAACCAAGCCGCAGAAGGGCGGCUAUGGAGACGCAGGAAAGACGGAAGUCGCCGCUGAAGUGGCACCCAGCGCCGUGGGAGCAUGAGGAGAGACAAGGCUGGUGUGACUGGAAAUUUGGACGCUGAAAAGAUGGCGUCACAAUCAUUUUACAGCGGAAUCCGCACUGCGCACAGGGGUGGCCGGGGGUUCGAAAAUCCUGGUUCUUUGC